Messenger RNA from Colletotrichum karsti, 717 nucleotides. RefSeq lists its product as uncharacterized. Bases 1 to 717 code for a protein of 238 amino acids. The record is from RefSeq and is a predicted model, not a curated record. NCBI's taxonomy places the organism in Eukaryota, Fungi, Ascomycota, Sordariomycetes, Glomerellales, Glomerellaceae. The transcript is spliced from 2 exons.
AUGGCUAAGGACAGCAUUCUGGUACUCGGCGGGACGGGUCCUGCUGGGAUCUGUCUCCUGCGGGAGCUCGUCUUUCGAAACCUGAAGGCCGUCGCCUUCGCUCGCACUCCGUCCAAAAUCCCCGCAGAUCUGACUUCGAACCCUCUGAUCAAGGUCGUCAAGGGAGGAAUGGACGACGCGGAAGCCCUCUCGACAGCCCUCUCCGAGUGCCACACCGUCGUCUCCCUGCUCGGACCAAACGCCUCCACGACGCUGUCCACCGGGACAGAGUACCCGGACAUGUACCGCACCGUCCUCUCCGCGAUGCGGCGGCAGGGCGUGCGGCGCAUCUUCGCCAUGGGCACCGUCUCCAUCUACCAGCCCGAGGACGAGACCUCCAUCCUCCGCUGGCUGAUGGCCACGCUCGUCCGCCUCGCGGUCCACAAGGCCUGGCUGAACUUCAUCUCGAUCCAGAAGCUGUUCGAGGGGGACCGCGAGGCCACGCGCGACAUCGACUGGACCGUGUACCGCAUCGGCUUCAUCCAGGGCGGCGGCGAGGACGCCAAGACGUGGGCGCAGGAGCGCGACGAUGGCAAGACGUUUGCCGGGCCCGUGGGGGCGAGCGGGUGGGGGCUUUCGCAGAAGAGGGCUGCGUUGACGCGCUGGCUGGUUGAUGUCGCCGAGACGGGAGCGCCUGAGUUGAUUGGGAAGAUGCCGGCUGUUAGCAAGUUGAACUGA